This is a messenger RNA of Hydra vulgaris (swiftwater hydra), 4228 nucleotides long. RefSeq names its product catenin delta-1. Gene Ontology annotation, cellular component: nucleus; plasma membrane; cytoplasm. The record is from RefSeq and is a predicted model, not a curated record. Gene Ontology annotation, biological process: cell-cell adhesion; cell-cell junction assembly. Gene Ontology annotation, molecular function: cadherin binding. NCBI's taxonomy places the organism in Eukaryota, Metazoa, Cnidaria, Hydrozoa, Anthoathecata, Hydridae.
AGAAACCUUUCAAUUUUUAGAAAAAUUAAAUGCAAAAAGGAUGUAUUCACAAAUAAUAACUCAGCACGUUUUUCUACUUAAUUGUUAAAUGUUUCUCAAACUCAAAAAAAUUAGACGUUUAUUUAUGGAAUUCUUAGUUUAAUCAUUAUCUAUGGAAUUUAUACAUCGUAACAUUGUUGAGGGUUAAUGAGUAAAAAAAAGAAUGUAUGGAGGUACUCAGGUUGCUCGUGGUAACAGUCGCCAUAACUCAUUUAAUACACACAAGAAAUCGGGUUCUUUGAGUCAAGUUUAUAAUGGUUUUCAACAAAGUGAGUUUAGCAGUAGAGAUGAAAAGUAUGAUCCACGUUAUUCUUCAUUAAAACGCAAUGGAAGUUUAUUGGCAAAACAAAACCAAAAUUCAUUUUUUAAUCCUAUGGGAAACAAUUAUGAUAUUGACAAUUAUUCAGAUAAUGGUAGACCUUCAUCAAAUAUAGAUUAUGGUCGCCCAUCUUCAACCAUGGAUUAUAAUCGUCCACCUUCAACCAUGGAUUAUGGUCGUCCAUCUUCAAGACAAAGUUCAUCAGCAUCACAUCAAAGUUUAGUAUCUAGAAAUAAUUCUAUAUCACAAAAAAGAUCAAAUUCUCGACAAAGUAACACAGUGCAUAGUGGAGAAUAUUCUCAACCAUAUUUUGAAAAUAAUCCAAUAAAUGCAAGUAGUUCCAGUCAACAAAUGCUUUCAAAUACUUCUGAAGCUAUUGUAGAAGAAGAAAGAAAUAAUGCUGAUGGUUCAACUGUUUUAGUCAGACGAAAAAUUACUACUGUUGUUUCUGAUAAUGAUGCCUCCAAAGUUGAAUUUCAUAUAAGCCCUGCAGCAGAGACAAUUUUUCUACCUCCAAGAACAAGUCGAAAUAAUUCUUUUGAUUAUGUCAAAAUGUCUUCAGAUGAAGGAAGUACAAAUCAACUACCAUACAGGGAUAAUUUUAACAACGACAAAGAUGAUAGAAAUUACAUCAAAGAAGACACAAAUUAUGAUCGAGAUAAUAGAAGUGACAGAGAUGAUAGAAAUUAUGACGGAGAUAAUAGAAAUUACAACAGAAAUGAUAGAAAUUAUAACAUAGAUGACAGAAAUUAUGACAGAGGUAAUAGAAAUUAUGACAGAGAUAAUAGAAAUAACAAAAGAGAUGAUAGAAAUAAUGACAGAGAUGAUAGAAAUUAUGACAGAGAUAAUAUAAAUUAUGACAGGGAUGAUAGAAAUUAUGACAGAGAUGAUAGAAAUUAUGACAGAGAUGAUAGAAAUUAUGACAGAGAUGAUAGAAAUUAUGACAGAAAUAAGAGAAAUUCAUAUGGGAGUUCUGCAAGAGUCAAUGACAAAGUUUACUCAAAAGAAUUGAACAAUCAAGUCAAUGAAAAUCAAUCAAACAAUGAUAUUAGACAGAACAGUCAAAAUUAUUUUGAAAAGUCAGAAGCAGUUAAAAAUCAGGCAAAGUAUAGCAAUGCAGAAAACUAUUCAAGCAACUAUGCAGCCAAUGAAGAGUAUAGUUCUUUAAAAAAACAAAGUAUUGUUCAUGAUAGUGAAAUAAGAAGAUUUAGCUCCAAUAAUGAAAGUUUAUCUCAAAACUUAUAUUCAGAUAACAGAAAAUAUCUUAGUAAUACAAAUAUAAAUAUUAUUAACUCAAAUCAUGUAAACAAUGCUAAUAAUUAUGGAAGUUAUGCAAAUAAUAUUGGUUUUGGCAAUAACAAUAGUAACAUUCUUUCUAAUAGUGCUAGCAAUUCUAAUAUUAAUGCCAAUAAAGUUAAUUCAAGUAAUCAGCAGAUUUUUAAUCAUAUUGCUUCAAGUAACCAACAAAUUUUUAAUAACAAAGAGAACAUUCACAAUUCUAACUUAACAAUUAACAAUCAGUUUUCCCAUUCAAAUAGAGACUUCAAUCAAAUGGAGAAUUCAGCCAGAAUUAAUUAUCAUGAAACAAAAUAUAAUGAAGAAAGCAUUAAUCUCCUUGAUCUUCUCAAUUUUUUGAAGGCAAAUGACCAAAGUUUAAAAUCACAGGCUGCAGGAUAUUUGAUGCAUCUUUCUUACAAGGACGAAGAGAUCAAAAAAAGAAUACGUGAGCUUGAUAUUAUUCCUAUGUUAGUAAAACUACUUGCUGAUGACGAUGAAGAUUGCUACCGAAAUGCUGCUGGUGCUCUAAAGAACCUGUCAUAUGGUAGAUUUUUAGAUGAUAAUAAGUUAGCUAUUCAAAAUUGUGGAGGUGUUAUUGCCUGUUCUAAACUUUUGUACAAAACAUCGUCAAUUGAUGUAAGGGAGCAUAUAACAGGCAUUCUGUAUAAUAUUAGUUCUGUGAAGUCAAUCAGCAUUGAGAUUUUGAAAGAAUGUUUAGAAGUUGUUUCGAUGCUUGUCAUAAUACCUCUAUCUGGUUGGGAACGAGAAUAUGCAACUAUUGGAAAGAAACCAAGAAAUGUGAUAUGGUCUGUUUUACUUAGAAAUUCUACAGGUGUUUUGAGAAAUGUCUCAUCUGCUGGGCGAUCUGCUAGAGUUAAAAUUCGAUUAAUUGAUGGUUUAAUAGAUUCAUUGAUUUGGAUUCUCCGUGCUGCGAUUGAGCAAAAUAAACAGGAUCCAGAGAGUGAUAUUAUUAGCAAUAAAAUUACUGACAACAUCCAAACCAGUUAUAAGAAAGAUGCUAUAGAGGAACGAAAAUUGAAAUUUUUUAAAGUUGAUAUGGCAAUUGUUGAAAACAUUAUGUGUGUUUUGCGUAAUCUUUCAUAUAACAUUGAUAAGGAAGUUGAUCGCCUCAGAUAUUUAGAUGCAUUAAAGAUUUCUGUUAAAGAUGGUGAAAAUUUUUCUAAUAAUACUUUAUCUCGUGAUACAACAUUACCUUACGAUGCAACAUUACCUCGUGAUGCAACAUUAGAUAACACUCAAAUUCUUGAUAAAAAAGAGUCAAGUAUUACCAGCAAAGAAAACACAUCUGAGAAAGGUUUUUUGGGUAUGAAAAAAAAACCCUUUGGUGGUAAAGUUCAAGGAAAAAUUUCUGACUUAGCGAGAGAUGAAAAUCCUAAACCACCUCGUGAGAAGUGGAAUUAUCUUAUUCCUGUACAAGAAAAUCAGCCUGUCACAAAUGGUGUUCAGUUACUUUGGCAGCAAGAGACAGUUACAUACUAUAUAUUGAUCCUAAAGAGUAGUAUUAAUCCUGUAACGUUGGAAGCUGCUGCUGCAGCUAUUCACAAUUUAUGUGCUGGAGAUUGGAAUUGGUCUGCAUUGCUGAGGAUACAUGUAAGGUUGCAAAAGGGUCUUCCACCAAUUGGUGACCUUUUGACAGUUGAUCAAGAGUAUGUUGUUCGUGCUGUUGCUCAUGCAUUAAGAAAUUUAGCUAUAGAUUCUAGAAAUAAAUGGUCAAUAGGAAAAUAUAUCCAUAGAAAUCUUUUAUCAGUGCUUCCCCCUAUAACUGCUCUUCAAAGAGAUAUAAAACCAUCUGAGUAUACAAUUUGUGCUAUUUUGUCCACAUUACAAAUACUUGUAUGCAAUGAUCAAACAAAUUCAAGGUUUAUAAAAAAUGAAGGAGGCAUUGAAAAGUUAGUGGCUUUGACAAAAGAACCUGUAGAUGGAAUAAUGCCACAAGAGUGCCUUCGAGUGUAUUCAAAAAAAGUUAUACUGGAAGCCAACAGGGUUUUGCUAUACAUGUGGGAUUUCAAAGAUUGUCGUGAGUCGAUCAAACAACAACCUUGGUCUCACUCCAAAGCCGAAGAGGCUGAAAAAAAUUAUAAAAAUCUAGCUAAAGAUAUGGAUGAUAAAGAUAGAGAUGUUUAUGCUGAAAUGGAGUCUCAGGACUCAGUAAAAUUAGAGUCCGAUCCACGACGUUACCUAAUUUCCGUUGAUAACAACUACUCAAGUGUAGAAAAUGAAUCUUUGUACAAUGGAUCUCAAAAUUCUAAUAAACAACCAAUAGGUUAUGGUGAUGUGCCUUUUAAUGAAGUUGGUAUGCAAAAGCCUUUGCUUCACAGCAAAAUUUCCAGUAAAAAAUGGUACAAAAGAGCUGCUAAAAAUAAAAAAAAAUAAUUUUACAUGUUUUAUAUAUUUACAUAUUAUUAUAAUGUAAAUUAUAACAAUAGCGUUAAGCGUAAAUAUAGUAAGUGUUUUGUUUUUGAUAGUUUUUAAAAAUAAUAAAAUUUUAAUUAUAAUAUUUGUAUUUGUUUAUGACAUCAAACAUGGUUUUAACAAAAACGCUGACCAUCUGUUUCAACUUUUAUUAGUUAC